Messenger RNA from Triticum turgidum subsp. durum (durum wheat), 2649 nucleotides. NCBI's taxonomy places the organism in Eukaryota, Viridiplantae, Streptophyta, Magnoliopsida, Poales, Poaceae. The record is from the annotation of a GenBank genome assembly.
AUGGAAACCCAGGGAGAUCUGCUGCUGAAAAUGUCUGGUUCAAUUGAUACAUGGGAGGAGAAGCUGCAGGAUCCAACUGCGACUCCAAUUUUUCUGCCAUUUGAAUUUUUGAAAGCCAUCACAUGUGAUUUUUCGGUUGAGCGGGAACUUGGCAGAGGUGGAUAUGGAGUGGUUUACAAGGGAGUUCUUCUGAGUGGGCAAAUUAUUGCUGUGAAGAAGCUUUUUGACUUACACAGGCUGGAAGAUGAGAUAUUCCAGAAGGAAGUCCGUUCUCUCAUGGGGAUCAAGCACAAAAAUGUGGUGCGGUUUGUUGGUUACUGUGCAAAAUCAAGUUGGGAAGCCAUAGACCUGCGAGGAAGUGGGAAUUAUAUUUUUGCUGAAACACGAGAAAGAUUACUCUGCUUUGAGCACAUAUGUAACAAAAGCCUUGACAAGUAUAUCUCCGAUGAAUCUUCGGGCCUCGAGUGGAACACGCGAUAUGAAAUAGUUAGGGGAAUUUGUGCUGGUUUGCAUUACCUUCACGAGAAAUGCCAUAUUGUUCAUCUGGAUCUGAAACCUGAAAAUAUAUUGAUGGAUGCUACUAUGGUACCAAAAAUUGCCGAUUUUGGUCUGUCAAGGAUCUUUGGUGACAAGCAAUCCCGAAUCAUCACUGUGAAUCGUCCAGGAACACAUGGAUAUAUGGCACCAGAAUACAUACUCCAAGGUGUAGUCUCCAUCAAGGCAGAUAUAUACAGUUUGGGUGUAAUAAUUAUCGAGAUGCUCACUGGUUCUAGAAACUAUCCCCUGAGUGCAUUUCCAGAUCUCCAACACUUCAGCAGGGACAAUAGUUCCCAAAGUACCAGCGCACCUUUCCAGUGCUUCAAAGAGAAAAUACUUGAAACUUGGAGGACAAGGCUGCCGAAAUCACGGGAAGACAGGAUGUUGGAACAAGUACGUGUAUGCAUCGAGUUAGGGAUACAAUGCGUUGAACCUAACCCAGGUAAUAGACCAGCUACGAAGUAUAUGAUCGAUAGGCUUGAUGAAGUGAGUAUUAUCGAUGUAUCCAUCAAAACUAGUGUGAGCAGGAUUUCAGCAGUAGUGCAGGCAGGUGAAGCUUCGGAUGCUCCACAGGAAGGAGAUAAGAGGUCCGAGAUGAGUCCCCGCCGAGAGGAGGCCUAUGAUGGACAUCAUGCAGAAUUGACAGAUACUUAUGAAAAUAUGGGACCAGAAAAGACCAAAUCUGAGAUCAAAGUAUUGUUUCAUAGUAUUCCAGAUGAAGCUAAUAAACAUAAUGUCCUGGAGAGCAUGCUGCAUAAUGGAAGUGUUGAGCCUACAUGUCUUGAGUUAUCACUCUUAGCAGAGAUCACCAAUAAAUUCUCUGAAGACCAUGAGAUUUCUAGAAGUCGGUUAGGAGUGGUUUACAAGGGAAAUCUUUCAAAUGGGGGUACUGUUGUUGUGAAGAGGCUCAGAAUUGCACCUGAAAUUGGUGACUUACUAUUUCUUGACGCAGCUAAUUCCCUGACUAGUGUUAAGCACAAGAACAUAGCACGGUUUCUAGGUUAUUGUGCUGACAUACAAUGGAAGGUGAUAAGGGAAGGCGACAAAAUCAUUGCUAUUAUGAAGCGAGAGAGAUUGCUCUGCUUCGAAUAUCUACGUAACGGAAAUCUUCAGAUGCAUCUUACUGAUGGAUCUGGUGGAUUUGACUGGCACACAUGCUAUCAAACAAUUAAAGGAAUUUGUCAAGGCUUGGAUUAUCUUCACAAAAAUUGUAUUUCUCAUAUGGAUCUCAAACCAGAAAAUGUACUGUUUGAUGAGAAAAUGGUGCCCAAAAUAUUGGAGUAUGGUUUUUCAAGAGUCUUUAGUGAAGAGAUAGGACGAACUAUCCUUAAAGACAUCGAUGGAGCGCUGGCAUACAUGACAACGCCGGAAUAUUUGGCUGGUGGAGAAAUCACACUUAAAUCUGACAUAUACUGUUUAGGAGUUAUAAUCAUGCAGAUAGUAACUGGACAAAACAAUGAGAACUACUCAAACAUAGCGAGUAUAGUUGAAAGUUGGAGGAGUAAGUUGGAACUGGACGCAACUAAGGGGUACACAUUCGAAGCAUCUUACCGGCAAAUAAAAGUAUGCAUUGAUAUAGGGGUAAGAUGCAUGGACCAUGACCCGAGGAACAGACCCAUUACACGUGAUAUCAUUGAUUGGCUUGAUAAAGAGGAAACAGAACUGCCAGUCAAAAGUGACGUAUGUGAUUCAUCCUCAGAGCAGAUGAUUUUUACUUCCAAAGCAACAUUGCAACCAUCAGGAGAGGAAUUACAAGCGUCACCAGUGCCAAAUGCACCAAUGGUGCUACAACCGACGGGCGUUAGGAUAGUGCUUAAGGUGCCGAUGAACUACAGUAACAGCAAAUCACUCAUCUUGCGAGCUAUGUCAAAGGUCAAAGGGAUCCAGUCAUUGACAUUCGACAGCAGCGAGAGCACGCUGACGGUGGUGGGAAACGUGGACGUGGUGGUGGUCGUGACGGCGCUGCGCAAGAUGAAGUACCUCGCGCAGAUAAUUAUGGUGGAUGCCACAGAGAAGGUGGACAUCCCCGUCCACGACCAAGAGCCUGACUCCCGCACUAGGAGUCUGUGGAACCUCAUCUCACGUGGAAAGCAGAAGUUCCUCCAGAAAUAG